UUGCGUUUUUUUAAACGCUCCAUGCACAGGGCUCCCAGAAAGAGCCUGUAUAAAAAAACUGGACAAGCAGGUUUCGAAAUGUUUUGAGAGAAUCGUUUACUGGGGUUCACCAAAGAACACACGCGUGCUGAACAACGACAACGCACAAAAAGAGUGUAUCAGACUGUAAGUCGGAAGCAAGGGUGUUUUAUAAUGAUCUCCUCCAAUGAUGAUGACAGUAAUUCUGCCACCAGUGAAUUGUUAAGGAAGAUCAAAGAAAAAAUUGACAAUCAUGAAAGAUUUUUCUCUGUUGAAAUAUUUCCACCAAAGACAUUCAAUGGAGCAACCUCAUUAUUUGGUAUCAUGUGUCGGCUUAAUGAGUUGGAGGAUACAAAGCCUUUAUUUGCUGAUAUCACCUGGAAACCAUCCAAGGAACCAAUGUCUGAUAAGUGCUUGGAACCAACAACUUUAUUGAUUGCUGCAUCUGCGCGACAAGUAAACAACUUCAAUACUAUAAUUCAUAUUCCAUAUUUUGGAACAACAAGAACUCAGGUGUUUGAGCACUUGAUGAGAGCCAAAGAAUUUGGAGUUUGUGGCAUCCGGGCACAAAGACCAGCACCUGGAAUCACCUAUGAAAACCCUGUCCACGAGGAUGGUUUCUCAAGCAUUGAAGAUCUUAUCAUCUUUAUCAAGCAGGAAUUUGGCAAUGAUUUUGCUAUAGCUGUUACAGGUUACCCCUCACAACGUUGUGACUGGUACGAUUCUGAUUUAGCUUUGCUGAAACGAGAAGUUGAUGCAGGUGCUGACUUUAUCACCACCCAACUCUUUUUUGAGGUUGAGACCUUUUUCAAGUUUGAAAGAGACUGUCGAAAUAUAGGUAUAGAUAUACCUAUCAUUCCUGGCAUAUUACCCAUCCAGAAUUUACAGACAGUACGGAACCUUAGAAAGAUGAACUUUGCUGUGAAAGUUCCCAAUGAAAUUCUGGAAGUUUUGAAGUCCGGAAAAGAGGAUCUUGAGGCUAUACAGGCCUUUGGCAUCCAGCAUGCUACCAAAAUGUGCCAAGAGUUGUUUGCAAGUGGCAAAGUCCAAGGAAUUCACUUAUACACUCUCAACAUUGAGAAACCUGUAAUGUCUAUUUUAGAGAACUUGAAAAUAUCGAAGGAGCCAGAAUUGAAUAAACUCCCAUGGCAACUGAGCGAUGUGCGUAGCGGGGAGGAUGUCCGUCCGAUAUUCUGGGCCUCUCGACCUAGGAGCUACCUCAUCCGGACAUCUAAUUGGGAGGAUAUGCCUAAUGGUAGAUGGGGAAACUCUAGUUCCGCUUCAUUUGGUGAUUUAAAGGACUAUCAUUUGUUUUUAACUGGGACUUCAAGAAAAGACAGUGAGCUUCUGUCGAUGUGGGGGAGAGAGCUGAACAGUGAACAAGACGUGUUUGAUAUAUUUGUGUGUUAUCUCACUGGGAGAGACAACAAGCAGGGAUUUAAGGUAACUGAGUUGCCUUGGAGUGAUGGUGAAUUGGCCCCUGAGACCAUCCCCCUAGUGGAAAAGCUGGUUCAUGCCAAUCAGAAUGGCAUCCUGACCAUCAACAGUCAGCCGUCGCUGAAUGCAGUUCCGUCUGAGGAUCCCAACCACGGGUGGGGAAAACCUGGUGGUUAUGUCUUUCAAAAGGCAUAUUUGGAGUUUUUCGCGAGGGAAGAAAUCGCUUUAGAGCUUUACCAUCAGCUGAAGGAUGGCACUAGGAUCAACUUUCAUCUCGUCAAUUCUUCGGGUGAGAGUGAUUUCACGAAUGCAAAUAUGUACUCACCGAAUGCCGUCACGUGGGGUGUGUUCCCAGGCUCGGAGAUCCUCCAGCCGACAGUAGUAGACCCGAUAGCAUUCCAUUACUGGAAGGACGAGGCUUUCGGGCUGUGGAAACAGCAGUGGGGGCGUCUGUACCGCGAAGGCUCGCGAUCACGUGAUAUCAUCGACUCCAUCUACGACAGCUAUUACCUCGUUAACUUGGUAGACAAUGACUAUGUAGGCGGGAACAGCCUGUUUGAUAUCCUAGAUGGCGUCAUCAAGAAGGUACAGAGUUAACGUAGGAUGACGUCAGUGCUAUGGGCACUCUGACUCGUACCAAGCUUCCUCCUUUGGUCCAGAGGGGAGGAUCUUAAGGAAAGACAGGCUGCUGAUUUUUUUGAAGCGACCAAGUACUGGUUGAGGUGUAAUGCUAUGUCCAAACAAAAACAAGCAUAUAUUUAAAGACUCUGGAGCCUACUCGUGUAAAUCGGGUGAGAACUGUGACAAAUCUUUUACUGCCACAAUAAAUCAAUGCAAAUGAUAUGCACAUUUCAGAAGCGAACUAACCCACUCGAAUUAUUAUUGUGAAGUGAAAUUUAUACAAUGAAAAUGGCUCCAUUCUAUUGCUAUAGUAUAAGAUAUAUAAGAAUAUAAGAAUAUUUUUAAAGAUUUUUCCAGUCUUGUAGUGGACUGCCAAUUUUUCGUCUUUAUCUUUUUUAGUGCAGGCUCUAAAAAAGUAUGUACAGAAGAAGUGAACAAAGACGAAAAUUUGGCAGAGUCCAUUACCAGAUUUUGGUGGACUGUAUUUAUUAAUCUGGUUAGAGAGCACGUUUGUUUGGAUAUUUUGAUUUAUUCAAAGAUUUUUCAAUACUUUAAUAAAAACUACAGUAUCACAUUA
Nematostella vectensis (starlet sea anemone) is the source of this 2653-nucleotide messenger RNA. Its product is annotated as methylenetetrahydrofolate reductase. The transcript has 9 exons. Gene Ontology annotation, cellular component: cytosol. The record is from RefSeq and is a predicted model, not a curated record. Lineage: Eukaryota; Metazoa; Cnidaria; Anthozoa; Actiniaria; Edwardsiidae. The coding region runs from base 193 to 2052 and encodes 619 amino acids. Gene Ontology annotation, biological process: tetrahydrofolate interconversion. Gene Ontology annotation, molecular function: methylenetetrahydrofolate reductase [NAD(P)H] activity; FAD binding.